Entrophospora sp. SA101 is the source of this 357-nucleotide messenger RNA. Lineage: Eukaryota; Fungi; Glomeromycota; Glomeromycetes; Entrophosporales; Entrophosporaceae. The record is from the annotation of a GenBank genome assembly.
AUGGUUUUAGUUGAUUAUGAAAGAAGUAGAGUAAUGAAAGGAUGGAUACCUAGACGUUUAGGUGGCGGAUUCGGCGGUAGAAAAGAAUCUGGCCAACUUAGAUUUGGAGCAAUUGACAGACCGUUUAAAAGGCCAUUGCAUGUUGUAGGAAAUCAAAAUAUGCCUGAAAUCCUUCCUGAUCAGAAACAUGAAGACUGUUGGCGCAGACAAGAUAAACAGAGAUCUAAAAAUGAUCAUUAUAGAAAUGAUAGAAAAAAACCAGAUGAUAGGCAUUCAUAUAGCCAUGAUAGGAAUGAUGUUGGUGAUGGAAAUAGUAGUAGUAGAUAUAAUUCAUCAGAUUCAAAUUUGCAAAGAUGA